AUGAAAAAUGUCAGUAUGAUUACUGAGUUUGUCCUCCUGGGAUUAUCCAGUGACCCCCAGAUCCAGACCAUGCUCUUCGUGCUCUUCCUGGGGAUUUACCUCCUGACCCUGGUGGGGAAUCUGGUGAUGAUCCUGGUGAUCAGGGUUGAUCCCCGCCUCCACACACCCAUGUACUUCUUCCUUGGACACCUAUCCUUCCUGGAUCUCAGUUUCUCCUCAGUCACUGUGCCCAAGAUGCUACAGAACUUCUUAUCUCAGAAUAAAAGCAUCUCAAUGUGGGGAUGCAUCACUCAGACCUUCUUUUUCACUCUCUCUGGGGGAACAGAAGCUUGUCUGCUCUCUGCCAUGGCCUAUGACCGCUAUGCUGCUAUCUGCCACCCUCUGGUCUACACCAUGGUCAUAAACAGACCUCUCUGUAUUGUGAUUGUGAGCAUAGCAUGGGCAGUGGGAUUUCUGAUUUCCUUGCUGAAUAGUCUCUUCAUCCACAAGUUGUAUUUCUGCGGGUCCAACAUCAUCCUCCACUUCAGCUGUGAGCUACCUCCUCUCUUUCCUCUGUCCUGUACCGAUCCCAUUGUCAAUGAGAUUCUUCUUGCGGUGUCCUGUGCAUUUCUAGGGCUGCUGACGCUUCCCCUGAUCCUCUUCUCUUACUCCAGAAUAAUUUCUGCCAUUCUGAACAUCCGCUCCUCUGAGCGCCAAGCCAAAGCCUUCUCCACCUGCUCCUCCCACCUCACCGUGGUGCUCUUGUUCUAUGGGACGGCUCUAUUCAGGUACAUCAGCCCUGCCUCAGGCUCAGUGUUGGAGCGCGUGGUCUCCAUUCAGUACAGUGUGAUCACAUCCUUGCUGAACCCCCUCAUCUACAGCCUCAAGAACCAGGAGGUGAAGGCUGCUCUGCAGAGGAUGCUGAAGCAACAAAAGUAUGCCUCAUGCGAUUGUCUGGCAUACAACGAUCGGUUAUUAAAUGUCGGGGUAAUUAAUGAACCCGUGUGCAAAGAACCCCGUGGGAAGCCGAGGGCCGGGACCGAAAAUGGUCAGUCAGGGAGCCGGCGCGGGUGGGCAGCCACGGUAGGCGGGAUCCGGCGUCCCGGGGCGGCGGGCGCGGAGGUCCCCGGCUCUACCGGCCUGAGCGAUGGGGGGCGUGGGGGCCACGCCGGCGGCUCGACGAAGCGGAGGGCGGAGGGGAGGGGCCGGCGGCGCCCAGGAGGGAGGCACGGGCGGCAGGCCAAGCCGACCGGGGUGAGUGGGGCCGAGCAGCAGUUAGUCGCGGCUGGAGGGAGGGACGCCCGGCUUCCCGGGAAGGCGGGUGGGGGCCCAGUCACCCACGGGGCGGGGAGGAGGAUCGACGCGGCCUCCGGUCGCUGCCUUAACCGGGGGGUUGGCCCCACUGACAUUCUGUGUCCGGCCUUCGCCCAGGCUUCCCCGUCCCCAGCGUCGCUGUCAGGCCCCGCGGUUCCCACCGCUGUCACUCGGGCACAGGUUACCCCGUGGCUCCUUUCUCUUGACUUGCUCUUGCCCCAGUUCACGGGAAACCUGUUUUCUGACCUCACUUCCCCUGCCCCGGCUCAGCCUCUCGGAUUCUCUGAAAUCUGA
Molecule: messenger RNA, 1587 nt
Organism: Herpailurus yagouaroundi (jaguarundi)
Lineage: Eukaryota; Metazoa; Chordata; Mammalia; Carnivora; Felidae
Product: olfactory receptor 1440-like
Exons: 3
Coding region: 1-1587 (528 amino acids)
Biological process (GO): G protein-coupled receptor signaling pathway
Cellular component (GO): membrane
Molecular function (GO): olfactory receptor activity; G protein-coupled receptor activity
Source: RefSeq, a predicted model, not a curated record